Molecule: messenger RNA, 1068 nt
Organism: Paramuricea clavata
Lineage: Eukaryota; Metazoa; Cnidaria; Anthozoa; Malacalcyonacea; Plexauridae
Source: the annotation of a GenBank genome assembly
AUGAUCAUCGACGAAACAAUGGACUUGAGUACCAUAAAGCAGCUUGCUGUCACUUACUUCAAAAUGCAAACUUUUGCCCCAAAGUAUUUUUUACUUGACCUGGUCGAAAUCAUGGAUGGCAUGGCUAACAUAAUUUAUUUGGCAGUGAAGCAAGUAUUUUCAGAGCUACAUAUUCCCAUGCAAUAUAUAAUAGGGUAUUCGUCCGAUACGACCAACGUUAUGUUUGGAGAACACAAUUCAGUUUUUCAGAUGUUAAGAGCAGUAUAUCCGAAUUUUUAUUCAGUUAAAUGUUCCUGCCAUUUGAUCCAUUUGGCUUCUUCGUAUGCUGCCAAGAUGUUACCCAAACAUUUGGAAGAUUUAUGCCGCAACAUCUUCAACAUCAAUCAUUUCCAUCGCUCAUCCAAGAGGCAAGAUGCAUACCGAGAUUUCCAGGAGUUCUUCAACGUAGAACCCCGUCAACUCCUCUCGCCCGGGCAAACCCGCUGGUUGUCCCUAGAAGCAUGUGUGAACCGUAUCUUAGAGCAGUACUUGGCGUUACAGCAUUACUUCGUUCUCACUGCAAAUGAAGAUCCAACACAUUUGAAUGAUCGAAUCGUCAAAUCCCUUCAUAACAAGUUUACCUUAGCGUACCUCGAGUUUUUGAGCUAUCAGCUUCAACGGUUCAAUGUGUUUAAUUGUCUUUAUCAAAGCGAGAGGCCUCUUUUGCAAAACCUUAAAGACGAAGUGGAAGGACUUUUAAAGUCAAUUGCAAGCGAUUUCAUGGUUGUUCAGUACAUCAAAGAGACCAAUCCAAAAGACAUCAAUCCAACCAACGUUCUACAUCAUGUACCACAGAAUCAGACCUAUAUUGGCAUUGCUGCCACGGCUACGAUUCACAAGAUAGAAGAAGGGGCAACAAAUGAGGAUCUGGACAGAUUUCGAAGCGACUGCAAGAAUUUCCUGAUCGAAAUCAUCUUACAAAUUAAGCAAAGAGUUGAUUUAGAUGCCGAAAUACAUGAUAUUGUUCAGUGUAUUUCACCUACCAAGGCUGCUUUUCGUACGCCAUCAUCAUUAGCCCAAAUCAUCUAG